ACGCUGCGUGCUAUAUGAAGUGGCGAUACGUAGUUUGCUUCGCGAUGUAGAGAGCAGUUGGGGGUAUUGGAGGCUUACUCCGUGGACGAGGUUAAAUAACCAGCGCGAAACGACAACAUUCAGUUCUUAAUACGUUUUGGCAUUUUUAUGAAAAGUGCAGACCAUGGCGACGUUCCGGAACACGUUCGACUAGUCAGAGGACAGGACGUUUUUGCUGGGCUUGGAAACCGCAGCUGGUGGCACCGAAACCGUCCAUUUCCGACUUCUUUCCCCCGCGGGUCAGCUCGAACUGCGGUUUAUAUGUGGAAACCUGAUACCUGAACUGCCCUGAUCCUGGCCUGAGCAGAGUGUGUUACACUGGAGGGAGGAGCCAAGUGCCUUGGAGAUGUGAAUUAAUAAUGACUUCCUACAGAGCUGCCCCCUACAGGGAACCACGGAAACUGCCCUCCACCCUGCACCCAGCCUGGAGGUUCACAAACAUGCAUCUAAAAUCAUACCCCAAGUUCCAGAAGAAGGAACUUCAACUGGAAUCAAGCCAUGAGAACACAAGAGGCCUUCAUGUCGGCCAGCAGGGGUCUCAGAGGACCGAUCACAGCAUGUGUCAGCAGUGUUCCCUGGGGGGUGGCAUAGUUGGCAGACGCCCCCUUGGGGUAAUCUCCCCCAACACCCUCUGCAGCAGUAGUGCCAACACAUUGACGUCGAAGGCAGCUGUGGAAUCUUCAUGUGGUGCGCGCGGCCGGAAUGGAAAGGCUUCCUCAGUCAAGAUGCUUACCAGCUCCUUGCUGCUGCUUUCUCCCAUGUCGGGGAACGAGCUGAGCUCCAGCCCCGAGCAGGACAGCGAGGGGCCCCUGGACAUCUGGGCGGUCAUCAAGCCUGGCAACACCAAGGAGAAGAUUGCAGUUUAUGCAGCACAGCAGUAUAGCCACGGCACCGGCCAGCCCGCCUCCAUCGGGGGCGGCGCUCCCAGCUUCCGGACGGUCAUGAAGGUGAAAGGCUGCUGGGAGGUGGAAGGAUCUAUUGCCAAACGGAGGAAGUGGUGUCAGGACCGGGACAAGCAGCAGACCCUGGCACGGCGGGGCAGCAUGCCCAAAGUGCAGUCUCUGGAUAAUGGCCGUGCGGAGCAUAAAGAGCUGGUGUGCCGGGAAGGCGAUGGCGAAGAGGGGUCCAAGACCUUGUCUGUGGUGGAGAUUGUGGCCUACUUUGACCAGCAGGUGGGCCGUGCCAAACCCUGCUCCAUGCGUGCCUCUGGCAACGAUCCCCUGUCCAAGGUAGAUUUACCGCCACCACUCGACCAGCCAGGGGGACAGAAUGCUCCUGAAAACCGGGCGGAGGUGGGUGAGGGCAUCCGCGUUCAGGAAAUGGUGGCGAAGUUGGAGUCUGAGUGUCUGAAGGAGCAAUGUGAACGUGAAGCCGGAGGCCUGAAACGCAGUGGCAGCCUACGGAGGAACGUGGGCCGGGUGCUGCUAGCGGAAACUGAGGCCCGGCCGGAACCCACGGCCCAGCCCAAUCGGGACAGGGGUCUCCAGGGCCCCGGAAAGGAGCCUGGCAGCGCAUCCACCGAGCCACCAAGCACAGCUUACAGGAUGGGCUCCACGGCAGCGGAUCCGCUCCGUGCAGGCGGGGCACUUGUGCCGAGACUCGGGGAUGGCAGGGUCAGCAGGGGAGAGGGCCAGGAGGGAAGCAGGGUAGAGAGUGAGUCCUGCCUCGGACAGCGCCAGGAACCGCUCCCGGGCAGGCUAUUUUUCACAACACCACCGCCAUCCACGCUAGAGCAGCUGGCCCUUGCUCCGGUUGCAGAGGAAGCCUCUCCUAGGGACGUGCUGCCCCCCGAAACCUCUCUGUGUGACCUUGCGACACCCCCCUCAGAGGGAGAGGGCCACGAAAGAGCAGACACGGAGGUAGAAGUAGAGAGCGAUGGUGACUCAGUCAGUCCUGAACGCUCACACUUCCCUCUCCGCCGAAUGGUCUCCCACAAGUUCCUGGAGAUGCGUUUCAAGAUCCAGCUCCUCCUUGAACCCCAGCAGUACAUGGCCAUCUUGCCCCACCACAUCAUAGUAAAGAUCUUUGGCCUCCUACCCACGGAGACCCUCGCUGCACUCAAGUGCACCUGCCACUACUUCAAGUUCAUCAUCGAGAGCUACAGCGUGCGGCCGGCCGACUCGCGUUGGGUGUGCGACCCGCGCUACAAGGACGACCCCUGCAAGCAAUGCAAGAAACGCUACGGGCGUGGCGACGUCUCCCUCUGCCGCUGGCACCACAAGCCCUACUGCCAGGCACUGCCCUACGGGCCCGGCUACUGGAUGUGCUGCCACGGCACCCGUAAGGACACACCAGGCUGCAACGUGGGCCUCCACGACAACCACUGGGUGCCUGCCUUUCACAGCAUGAACGUGCCAAUGUACAAGAAAGCCAGAGAUGUCGAGGAAGACUCGUAACAGACAGGGAAGGGCCUGGGCUGGUGCUUUUAAUCUCGAGGGCUUAUGCGUUGCCGUGCGUUCUGUAUCUCUGUGUGCUGUGUGCAUGUUGCGGUAAGUCAGAUUUAUUUUUUAUUAUUUUAUUUUUCUGCCAGGUUGACUAGGUUGCUGAUGCUAAUGAGGACUUGCUGGACACCCCUCUCCCCCCCAUCCCAGUGUACCUAUGCCAAGCUCUCCUCUGCUCCUCUAUGGAGACGGUCAGCACUUUAAGCUCGCAUGAUGAAGUUCCUCAGUGUUCAGUUCUGGUAUUGCUUGCUCUCAUCAACAGUCAAUCAAUUUCGAUGAGAUUCUGUUGAACCUUAACACCUUGGGUGGGGAAUGGGGUAGGGGAGGCUCAAACUUGCCACUUUUUCAGCUAUUUAAAAAGUACUGCAUUUAUCUUUAGUGUGUCAACAGGUGCAUUGCCCAGUGCCGGUUAACAGCAGCAAUAAGGCCAUGAUCUCAUUAUAAAAAAAGCACCCCCUCUACUCACCCCCAAAACCUUGUGUUCUUAUCAGCCCUGCCUAGAUCAGUCAUGGAUGUUAGCAAGACAGCCUGAGGUUUUCUUCCUAGAAUGCGUGAAGCUUGUUCUGAGCCCUGUUGUGUUUACACUGUAUAUAAUGCAAAAUAAUAUAUCAAUACAGGGUCAGGCACUAGCAAUAAGUGACAGAUUCUAUCAUUAGUAAGUGGAAUUUUUUUUAAAACCCCCCCAAUUAUGUACAUAUUUAAGAAAUGACCUAUAGUUUUGUGUGUGUGUGUGUAAGUAUGUAUGUAUGUGUGUAUGUACAUAAUAUAGUUCUGCCGCUGGCCCAGCUGCAUAUUCCCUGAAGUUCUUGCAUCCAUUUACAGUGUUUUUAUAGUUUUCCCAUUUUUUUUGUGUUUUCUCCCUUGCAUAUGAUCCCUGUCAGAAGGGAGACUUAAAUGCAUGAAGAGGGGUUGCACUCCUCCGUUGGCUAUAACUGGACGUCAUCUGGGGGGUAGAAUAGCGAAGAAUAAUAUUCAGAAAAAGAAUGUAUUUUUUAAACCAUUGUACAAACUUCCUCAUAUGAGAUUCUGCCUUUGCAGGCAAUUUACUUCAAUAAAGCGUGUGUAUUUCUAAAGGUUUUGUCAGGUAGUGUUCUGCCUUGCACUCACCACUGUUUCUCACACAUGCGCGCACACACUGUUAUCCUGUCACUGAUGUUGUCAGAGUUGUCAUGGUAAAAAGAUAACGGCACAGAGAAUGACUGUGAAAUUCCUUCACACCAGGAAGUAGGGAGGGGAUUCUGCCUUAAUGGGCAGAUUGAGUAUUAUUGUCCAUCCACCCCUCUCCUAAUUCAUAAUAUGGUCUGUUUGGAAUUUUUAGUAAAAAAAUGUUUUAAACA
Molecule: messenger RNA, 3817 nt
Organism: Brienomyrus brachyistius
Lineage: Eukaryota; Metazoa; Chordata; Actinopteri; Osteoglossiformes; Mormyridae
Gene: fbxo34
Product: F-box protein 34
Exons: 3
Coding region: 399-2435 (678 amino acids)
Molecular function (GO): protein binding
Source: RefSeq, a predicted model, not a curated record